UUUUCUUUAACUAGUUGACACUAGCAAGAGGAGACGGCAGCAUCCUCUGUCCCGCAUCACCUCCAGAAAUUUUGCGUUAUGCUAAAAACAGACUUUCAUGUGAACGCAAAAGGAUCCGCAUCCCAAAACCAACCCGUUCCAUCAUUUUUUCCAGGCGUUUUCUCCAAUGCUUUGACAUCUGGAAUGUGCUGUUUUCUUUUAAGCGUCGUUUCCAUGCCAGCAUGGGAACUGCAGUGUCCAAAAGGAAGAAUCUGAGAAAUGAUGCGAUUUCUUCGGUGGCAGCCAAAGUUAGAGCAGCUCGUGCAUUCGGAGAGUACCUUCACACCCAUCCUGAGAACCGCAACGGAUCAGAUCACUUACUGUCUGACACCCUCGUUGGCCACGACUCUGACUCCCCAGACAGCCUGUGCACUCAGAACAACAACUUCCACAGCUGCACCCUCCAGGGCUCCACCAUCGGCGCCGACCCCAGCUUGAUCAACCCCGCCCUGGGCCUUGUGGAACCGCCGCCUCCGACAACUUCCUCCAAGAGCCGGCUGUCCCUAGAGCGCAGCUUUUCGGCAGAGGAGGACCAGCUGAAGUGUGUGGAGUGCGCCCUGCAGCCUGCUCAGGUCUACACCAUCACUGGAGAGAGCGGCAUGCUGGGAACCAGCCGGGGAAGCAAGGAGAACCUGGAGCUCGAGGUCUUGAAAGGGACGCAGGAGGCAUAUCAGCCCUGUACGUCCUCCAACUCAUCUUCUCCGACCCAACACCACCACCGCCACCAUGGAAGUGGAAGUGGAUCCGGAAACCAUCAUCACGGCAACCACCAUCACAGCUACACCAGCGGAGGUGGAAGCAGCGGAACUAGUGGAUCAAACCCCCACCAGCACAUCUCUGGUGCAGGAACGUCGCACCAUCACCACGGGGAGCCCCAUCACCAACACCACCUUUCCCAGCCGCUGCAGAGCUCGGUCAGCGCGCACAACAUCCGCGGCUGGGGGGAGGGAAAGGAAUGCGGCCUGGCAUGCGAGGCCUGUGCCGGGGCUCCCUCGCGCAGCCAGGGCUCCCUGGACCUGGAAAGCAGCACUCGAGAGGCAGGCAAGCAGCGCCGGCCACCACUAGAGCGGAUGUGCAGUGUGGACCGCAUGACUGGGCUGGAGCGAGAAGAUAACAGUUGGUUCCCUAAAGAAAACAUGUUCAGCUUUCAGACUGCUACAACGACCAUGCAGGCGAUUUCGAAUUUCCGGAAGCAUUUAAGAAUGGUGGGCAGCAGAAGAAUUAAAGCACAAACAUUUGCAGAGCGCAGGGCGAAGAGUUUCAACCGAUCCUGGAGUGAUCCGACCCCUGUCAAACAAGACUCCCUAAACGACUCAAAAGACAGUGGGGAUCUGCAGACGACCUGCGGUACUCCAGAGGAGGGCGGAUGUGAAGACAUGGACUGGGAGGAGGAGAGAGAGAUGGAGAGACUGGCGUGUGAGGUGGAUGACUUCAUCCCUCCUAAAAUUAUGCUGAUCUCAUCUAAAGUUCCUAAAGCAGAAUAUGUUCCCAACAUCAUUCGAAGGGACGAUCCAUCUAUUAUACCUAUUCUCUAUGAUCAUGAGCAUGCCACGUUUGAUGAUAUUUUGGAGGAGAUUGAGAAGAGAUUGACAGCCUACAGGAGGGGCAGUAAGAUCUGGCGCAUGAUGAUCUUCUGUCAGGGUGGCCCGGGGCACCUGUACCUUCUGAAGAAUAAAGUGGCCACUUUUGCCAAGGUCGAGAAAGAGGAAGACAUGAGCCAGUUUUGGAAACGUCUGAGCCGGUUUAUGAGUAAAGUGAAUCCAGAGCCCAACCUGAUCCACAUCAUGGGUUGUUACGUACUGGGCAAUCCUAAUGGAGAGAAGCUGUUCCAGAAACUGAAGAACCUGAUGAGGCCUUAUUCUGUCAAGUUUGAGUCACCGCUGGAGCUCUCCGCUCAGGGCAAAGAGAUGAUUGAGAUGUACUUUGACUUCCGUCUGUUUCGACUUUGGAAAACCCGGCAGCACUCAAAACUCCUCGACUACGAAGAUCUCUUGUGACCCCACGCGGGUCAGUGUGUAGCAUUGCGGGCAGGACGUCCCACUGUAAAACUCCAUUCCACCAGCUUUCAUUUUGGAGUUCCGGAGGAAGAGGAGUGGAGAGGGACACAGCCACUUCGCUGCCAUCACUACGUCUCGAGCAUUGUUCAUUUCAGCUCACCUCUGUGGACUUCGACCGCCUCAGAACGGUAACACAAGAAACAAAAACGAGUGGCAAAUGGUUCAAAACACAAGAGAAAUCCGGAUACGUGGUGUUUUUGUUCUCUAAUGGAGAAAAGAGAAGUUGUUUCUCAGAACUGGUUGACAGUCUGUCGACUGCUUUUGUUUUUAAACUAACAUAUCGCAGACUUAUCGAUCACUAGCCGAGACCGUUGUGCUUACAAGUGUCACGCCGAAACUUACCUACCAGAACACAAAAAUGGUCCUAUAUGAAAUAACUAAUAUA
Molecule: messenger RNA, 2481 nt
Organism: Sinocyclocheilus anshuiensis
Lineage: Eukaryota; Metazoa; Chordata; Actinopteri; Cypriniformes; Cyprinidae
Product: NMDA receptor synaptonuclear signaling and neuronal migration factor-like
Exons: 15
Coding region: 222-2036 (604 amino acids)
Biological process (GO): regulation of neuronal synaptic plasticity; regulation of neuron migration
Source: RefSeq, a predicted model, not a curated record